Cynoglossus semilaevis (tongue sole) is the source of this 4121-nucleotide messenger RNA. It is a transcript of the gene tgm1l1, whose product is annotated as transglutaminase 1 like 1. The transcript is spliced from 16 exons. NCBI's taxonomy places the organism in Eukaryota, Metazoa, Chordata, Actinopteri, Pleuronectiformes, Cynoglossidae. The record is from RefSeq and is a predicted model, not a curated record. Bases 228 to 2567 code for a protein of 779 amino acids. Gene Ontology annotation, biological process: peptide cross-linking. Gene Ontology annotation, molecular function: protein-glutamine gamma-glutamyltransferase activity.
AAGUGGGAGAGAGCAAAUUUGGCCCAAAUGUGACGUGCGAACUGAUCCGACCUCAGCUGGCUUUCACUCGGAACUGGAAGAAAAAGGGGAAUACGUUUAGCAGUUCAUAUUUGAAAGGAAAUAAACCAGAAUGCAACGCACGGAUAAUCAGUACAACAGAGUGAUUGAAAUCCCCUUAAGGAAAGAGAGGAGGAUGGAUUCUGUGUCCAAAUAUUCAGAGGUUUUGAAUGCCGAGCGAAAGGUUGAUGGUGAGAAGCACAUCCGAUGUUGGUCGUUUCCCCGGAGCAGCCCCGCCCACCAGGGUAGAGCUGAGCAUCCAGAAAGAGGAAAAGAAGCAGGAUGAAGGAAGCUGCCGCCGAUGGUUUAGGAAGAUGUGCCCGUGCUGCUGUAAGCGGCAGAGCAGCACCUCCUAUGAUGUGACGGACAAGAUCGAGAUGGUCAAACCUCCGUCACCGGAGCCUCUGAAGACCAAACCUGAGAAUGGAGAGACCAAAGAGGUGGAAGACAUCAAGGUUUUGGUGCAGUCUGUCGACCUUCUGAGCUCCAAGACCGGCCAGAACAGAGUGGAGCACCACACAGACCUGUAUGACGGGGAUGAGAUGAUCAUCCGUAGAGGGCAGACCUUCCAGAUAGAGAUGGAACUGAACAGGCCCUUCAACGCCUCCACUGACAAGCUGCAUCUGGAUCUGAAGACAGGUCCGCUGCCCAUGGUCUCCAAAGGCACCCACAUCAUCAUCCCACUGGUGGAGCAUCUGGAGGACGAACGCUGGGAGGCAAAGGUGGUGGAGGAGACUGGCAACAAGAUGAAACUGUCGGUCAACUCUCCUGCCACCGCCGUCAUCGGUCUGUACGGCCUGAGUGUCACCACCUCCUCUCUAAAGGGCGAGGCCCCCACCACCUACACAUGCAGCGAGAACAUCACCAUGCUCUUCAACCCUUGGUGUGAAGAGGACAUAGUGUUCCUGGACGAUGAGGACGAGAGGAAGGAGUACGUGCUGAACGACACUGGAAGGAUUUACUACGGCACCGAGAACCAAAUUGGUGCCCGUACUUGGAACUUUGGCCAGUUUCAUGAAGGAAUCCUGGAGGCCUGUCUGUACAUCUUGGAAAAGAGCGACAUGCCCCCUUCUGGUCGAGGUGACCCUGUCAAUGUGGUCCGAGUCAUUUCUGCUUUGAUCAAUGCUCAGGAUGAUUAUGGAGUUCUGGUUGGAAACUGGUCUGGGAAGUACUCUGACGGCGUCUCCCCGGCUGCGUGGAGCAGCAGCGUGGAGAUCUUGAAGAAGUACCACUCAUCCAAUGGCACGCCAGUGUGUUACGGACAGUGCUGGGUCUUCUCUGGGGUCACCACGACAGUUCUGCGCUGCCUGGGAAUCCCAGCCCGCAGUGUGACCAACUUCCAGUCUGCUCAUGAUACGGACGUGUCCCUCACCACUGAUGUGUACUUGGACGAGGAAAUGGAACCACUAGACUACCUCAACAAUGACUCCAUCUGGAAUUUCCACGUAUGGAAUGACUGCUGGAUGGCCAGACCAGACCUUCCUCCUGGAUAUGGAGGCUGGCAGGCGGUGGACUCCACUCCACAGGAAACCAGCCAGGGCACUUUCCGCUGCGGUCCUGCCUCUGUGAACGCUAUCCGCUCUGGCCAAGUCUACCUCAAACAUGACACUCCCUUUGUCUUUGCUGAGGUCAACAGUGAUAAGAUCUACUGGCAGAGGAACUUGGACGGCACCUUCAGCCAGGUGUACACUGAGAAGAAGGCAGUCGGUCACUGUAUCAGCACCAAAGCAGUCGGUUCUGAAGAGCGAGCUGACAUCACACACCUGUACAAACACCAUGAAGGUUCAGAUGAGGAACGCAUCGCUGUGGAGACAGCCUGUCGCUAUGGCAGCAAGCCAGAUGUUUACUCCACCGCCAUGGCAGAGGACGUGGGUGUGGAGGUGAAGAUGGAGGGUGAGGGACCCAGGAUGGGGGCCGAUGCUAAGCUGAGCAUUGUGGUGAAAAACCAGAGCUCUUUUCCCCGCAAGGCCACACUGCACAGCCAGGUGGCGGUCAUGUACUACACCGGUGUUCUGAAGGGAACCAUCAAGAAGGAUCAAAUACCUGUGGAGCUGAUGCCCAAUGAAGAGAAAACCAUUGACUGGGUGUUGCCAUACCAGCAGUACCAGAACCAGCUGGUGGACCAGGCAGCACUGAUGCUAACUCUGUCUGGAAGAGUCAGUGAGACGCAGCAGGUGUUAGCGAAGCAGACCACCUUCAGGCUGCGUACACCCGACCUCAGCAUCACGCCUUUGGGAGACGCCAUCGUUGGCAAGGAGAUGGCAGCAAAGAUCAUCUUCACCAACCCGCUGCCACGAACACUGAAGGACGUGGUGUUCAGAGUAGAAGGCCUGGGUCUGCAGAAGGGACAUGAAGUAGUUGUUGGUGACGUUGGUAGUAAUGCCACCGUCACUCUGACAGAGCACUUCAUCCCCAUCCAGGCCGGAGCCAGGAAGCUGGUGGCUUCACUUGACUGCAAACAGCUCACACAAGUGCACGGAGUGGCCGACAUCGUUGUUCUUGAGAAAUGAGAAAAAUGUGAACACCUCACUCCUGCCUUUUUACUUCAGUUCUAGAAACUAUCAACUAAAAUCAUUUAUCUAUAGUAUAUGGGGUCUGCCGGGAGCCUGUUUUGUGUAUUUUAUACAGUAUAAUCUGAAGAUUUUCUAAAACUACGUCUAGAAACUCAACCACUGUAGCAUUAUCAAAAAUUGUGAUUUUUUUUUUGUACUUGAAAUACUAUAAAUGUAUGGCUUUAAAGAGCUAAACCUGUGGUAAAGAAGUUAAUUGUAGCAUGUUUAACAUUGACAAUUAGAAAUGAUUCAUACGUAAGAUUAACCAGUUUUUAGACUGAUGAGUUAGUGCAUGUGAAGGCACUGAUCACAGCGUGUGAAGGUUCAGGCAGGGUUUUGUGCUUAAAGUCUCAUUCGAGUUAGAGUAAAAAUAUCUGGACAAAAUGAACAUUUUGUGGCUUCAAUGAAGGAAGGGUACUGUGAAGUGUUUUGUUAGAGGCACAUUUUUUUAACUUUGAAACCAGAAUAUUUUGUGACUCGAUGUCAAAGGUCAGAAUCAUUUUAGAACAAAAACUGAAAUCUUCUUGGUAAUCUUUUAUUUUUACUGAACUUUCUUCUGUCUCUGUGGUUGUCGUUGUUGCCAUGUUUGUCUUUUGUUGAUGUGUCUCUCUGUGUGUAACUGAACUGACAUCAGCUUUGCAGUAUUAGGUAAGAGCACAUUCAAACACAGACCAGAGCAGCCCGAGUCCUGAGGUGUACAGGCCGCAGCCUGUUUAACGUCAGCACUCGAAGAACAAUGUGAAGGAACUUAUUUUAUUAACAAUGCCAUUAUUUAUCUAUUUCAUCUUUAUUUAGCAGAACCGUUUUAUGUUUGAUUUUUGGUAAUAAAACGUCCACUGAAAUCACAGCUUUGAUUAAUGCAUUUUCUUUUUUAGUCUGCAUACAUCAUCAGACACACCUUGUAAAUGUUGAAGGGAGGAGAACAUGAUGUCAUGUAAUCCACGCAUCAGGAGGAGCAAGUGUCAGCCUGUAAAAUACCAUCUCUGCGAACUCCCCUGCCUUGUUACCGUGCUGUAUCAAAGAUCACUCAGUGAACUUCAUCUAGUGUCUGUAACAAAGACAAAUUCUGUGUGUUUGUUUUGUUAUAUUCUGCAGAAUUGUCAGAAAAUUGGGAACUUGGCUCCUCAAUAACCUCAUUGCAUCAAUGGAUGUUUUUCCCUUCACCGAAAUCAUGGCAAAGAGCACAUGCUGUUUGAAAACAGUUCUCCAACAGUUCAAGAUAAGCCAUGUUACCAGUAUUUCAGGUUUUCCUGUCACUGAUUAUUCAACAUGUCUAUGUCUUUAUGCUGUGUUUUUCGAGUUUGGGAUUUUAUUCUGAAAUGUACUUUUAUUUUGACAGCAUUUUACACAAGCUUCUUCUUUGGGCUUUGUGGCAAAAACUGAACCCCACAGAUCCUUGGAAUAACACUUGUUGCUGACCUCUGCUGGCAGGGCUGUAAAGUACAAUGAGGUAAGAUCCUGGUGCAAUAGAACGGCGUCAAAAUAAAAAAAAACAAAAACAUUUUAUUAUUU